Molecule: messenger RNA, 2226 nt
Organism: Aspergillus nidulans FGSC A4
Lineage: Eukaryota; Fungi; Ascomycota; Eurotiomycetes; Eurotiales; Aspergillaceae
Exons: 1
Coding region: 1-2226 (741 amino acids)
Source: RefSeq, a predicted model, not a curated record
AUGAAGGGUGCAUAUCUCGGCGCAGACCUAAUGUCCCCUUUCAAAUCUGAGACAAUCAAUCUGAUGCUCUUCCAACUCUGUGCCAAAGCCCACGAGAUGGCGAUCGUUGCCAGCCUAGCCGUGAUCGUCCUGCAAUAUAUCCGCCAUGAACUUCUCUUUGGAGAAGGGCUGCCUUUGGGUCUUCUGGGCUCCGGGCUAGCCUUUAAUCAUGUUGAGUAUUUCAUCUCCCAGGAGUUUCGCGGGAGCUUGAGAUAUGUGGCUGCCGGAAGCAAGACCCGCAAGAUUGCUCUGAUAGCUCUUAUACUCGUCGCAGGAGUAGUAGCUGCCCUAGCUGGACCUGCAAGUGCAACGCUACUCGUUCCGAAAUCUCAAGACUGGAGCGCAGGCGGGACUCCCUUCUACCUGAACGGCACAGACGACCAGUUCUGGCCGGAUGACCUAUCUGAAGACAUAUCAGAGCUCCAGGCACUCUGCACACAGGAAACCUCCGCAGAGCGAGCAAUCUGCCCUGGCGGGGGAUACGGAUCUCUACUAGCUCACUGGGGAACCAUGAAUAGCAGCACAUUUCAAACCCAGGGCGUCCGCUCCUACGCGAAGGAACUCUCGGGAUCGAGAUUCUACUGGCCUAUUUCGAGUCCUUUAUCACUGAUUCCCCCUCUUUACGCCCUUGGCGAUAUCCAGCAAGAGCCUAAUGGGAAGACCACGUUAACCCAGCCACACGCAGCUACAACGGUGAUAUUACAAAAGCUAGCAGAAGACUGGUGGAACGCCCUUCAAGAAGAGAAAGGCCUCACAGAUAACCAAGUCGAUGACCGGACUGCCUUGGCUACCUUCAAGAAUGCCAUUACAGUCGUCCGGUGUGGAGAACCCCAGCAACUACGCGCUUCAGACACAGUCGUAGUAUUCCCAGUUGUCCACGGCCGGUUCGACUUCGGCGAUGCUCUGCCACUUGAGGUAGAAACCCUGAACAAAACUCGCGCUGACCACCUGCGGUUCCAAUGGGUUCACCUCCCUGCCGACUUUGGAGCCGCCAGUAUAGGAGGACUCUUCGAGUCGCCAUGGUCGUCAAGAUGGACGGGCGAGUCAUCCAGAGCUGUGAUCGGUUGUACAGUCCAGGCGGGCUGGGUUCCAGCCACAGUUUACACAGACAAAUACACCUUCUGGACAGGCUGGUACCCGUGGAAUAUCCUUUUCGGCGACCGGACCCCUGCAUACAACCCUGCCUCCACUGAGCGAACAAAUGGCCGCGUUGCACUCGGCGACGAUUGGCUUGAACUGUUGACACCGCCGGCCGCUGCAACAGCCCUAGAGGACAGUUCCUGGUACCCUUCCACAAUCGAAAGCAUCUUCCACGCUGCCGGCGUAGCAACAAGUCCGGAAUCAUGGCUUUCAAGGGACAACGCAGCCUGGGAACGCGUCUCGCUGGUCGAAGCCAUCAUCUGUAGUGUUAUCCUGGACGGUCUGAGCCGAACAGGAAGUCAUCGCGUAUUCAACACCACUAGAUCCUUGUCAGACUGGUCCAUAACGAACUAUACCCCCCUUCCAGAGUUCACUUCUUUAAUUCUUGAAAACAGACCAGCUAUGCAGGCCCCAUCAACCAACCCAGACAGGUAUAUCACACUCAAAGCAGAGAUGAAAAUCAGCGGUUUUUCAUUGCAGAGUUCCCUAGCUACAUACCUCGCCAUGUCCGUACUCCUAAUUCAUAUGUUCAUGGCAACGGCGCAUACUAUCUACAUCAUCGUGCAAAGACACACAUCCGGGAGCUGGAGCACAGUCGGAGAACUCAUUGCGCUCUCGCAGAACUCCCGGCCCGCAUUCUCGGUCUUGCCUAAUACCGGGGGCGGUAUUCAGCGCUUGAAGACUUAUGCGAAGGUAGCGAAGAUCCGAGUCAUAAGAUGCCCGGACUCUAGCGUGGACAAUGACGAUGCCGAACGUAUUGAGUUGCUCUUUGAUGACUCGUCGGUCUCAGAUUCUGCUCUUGAAGAUAGUAAGCGCAGCUUUAGAGAACCUGGAAACGAACUGCGUCGCUUGCGCAAGAGCCGGUUAUUCCACCCGGCGACAUGGCCGCGACCCCAUAUCUACACUGAGCAGGUCGGAUCAAUAAGCGAGAAUAAUUGGCCUUUGCCGAGCUCUACGGAAAGGCUGGUUCCGGCUUCAGAUCUCGGUACGGGGUUGGCGGAGAGAGCAAUCGCGACGAGAGUACAGUUUGAUAGUCAAUACUCGUGA